AAAAACAAUACGUCAAACACACGCACUACACAAAAGCGUGGAGGAGACAAGUAUGAUGAUUUCCCAAAAGCAGCGUGUAGUAGUAUUAGCUAUAGCAACACUCUACCAUACCACCAAUUAAUGCUCUUCUCCUACCUCUUUCUCAUCUCUUUCCUCUUCUUCUCCGCUCUGUCUCGCCAUUUUUAAGCUUACACUUCCACAGACGAGCGAGUGGCUUUAAAAAAAGUGUAUAAUUGUUAUUAUCUGUACUGUAAUUGACCUGUUUAGAUCUUUUUAACCGCAUUUUAUGGAUCUGUAACCCUACCCCACGCGCAUUCUUUUUAUUCUGCUUCUCUCCUAGGGUUUAGUUUAGUCAGCGGUGUUUUGUUUUAGCUAUGCUUUGUAAUGUGAGUGCUUCUGGUGGUGGUAUUAGUAGUACUGCGCAAUGUGAUGGGGAGGUUCGCCGGAACCCUAAGUACAUUAACUUCUUCCGGUGGAUCUCUGACGAGUGUUGUUGUGUUGAGUGGAGUUUGGUUUGAAUUGAUUGGAGAGAGACGAUGGUUCCGUGUUUUACUGCUCUGGUUCUUCUUUGCUUGCUUACGUUUGUUUCUACUUCUUGUUUAGGGCAUCCUUUACUGCAUAUGCAGUUGCGUUCUUCUUCCCAUCCAGGCUGGCACUUAUUUAUGAAGGAACUUUUAAUUGAAAAAGUGAAUGCACAGUUUGCUCGAUCACAGCCACCUCUAAUGCAUGUGGUUUCGCCUUCAUUUGGCCCAUCCACUGCACCUGCAUUCUCUCCAGCUCAUCAAGAAUCUGGCUCCAGUCCUCGCAUUGCCCCCUCACCAAGACGCCGUGGUCAUCAUCACCAUCAUCACCGUGUGAAGCCUAUUAUUGUUGCUCCAUCCCCGUCAGAAGACCAAGGUUGUGAUCAAGUUUGCAUUGAGCCACUUACAGCAGCUCCCUUCGGUUCACCUUGUGGCUGUGUUUUUCCUAUGAAAGUCAGGCUUCUUUUAGAUGUAGCUCCUUAUGCUAUUUUUCCUGUUAUGAAUCAGCUAGAAAUUGAGGUUGCAGCAGGCACAUACUUGGAACAAAGUCAAGUGAAGAUAAUGGGCGCUAGUGCUGAUAGUCAAAAUCAGGGGAAAACUGUAGUAGAUAUAAACUUGGUUCCACUUGGAGAAAAGUUUGAUAAUACCACUGCAAUACUGACAUAUGAUAGAUUUUGGCAUAAAAAGGUGCCUCUAAAUGAGACUCUUUUUGGUGAUUAUGAAGUGGUAGCCAUUAGUUAUCCAGGCAUUCCUUCUUCACCACCCUACCCAGAUUACAUGGGGAGUGGCCCAAGUGGAAGUGCUGGCAAUCUUCCCAUCACUGCAAAUUUUGUGGGCAAAAGCCAGAAGAUGAAUUUUAGAACUAUUGCCAUCAUUGCCUUAUCAGCUUUCGUAGUUUUACUGGUUUUCUUUGUGGCUGUCUUCGUUUUAAUAAGGUGGAGAAAGAUCGGAAGACCAUCAAGUGCUGUUGGUCCUGGAUUUGCAUCUUCUAUAAACAAAAGAUCCGGUAUUGGGUCCUUCCUGUCAAGUAGCAUUGCAAGCUCAAAUUCAAUGUCUCUCAUGUCAACCAUGCCUAUGAGCGUGCUUUCUGUUAAGACAUUUCCAUAUGCUGAGCUUGAGAAAGCAACAGAGAAGUUCAGUUCAAAGAGGCUUUUAGGCGAGGGGGGAUUUGGACGUGUUUACCAUGGCAGUAUGGAAAAUGGAGCUGAAGUUGCAGUUAAACUGCUUACACGUGACAAUCAGAAUGGAGACCGUGACUUUAUUGCAGAAGUUGAAAUGUUGAGCCGCUUGCAUCACCGCAAUCUUGUGAAAUUGAUUGGUAUAUGCAUAGAAGGACGGACACGGUGCUUGGUUUAUGAAGUUGUUCACAAUGGCAGUGUUGAAUCACACUUGCAUGGCUUGGACAAGGAUAAAGGACCUCUUGACUGGGAUGCACGGUUGAAAAUUGCCCUUGGAGCAGCUAGAGGAUUGGCCUAUCUUCAUGAAGAUUCUAAUCCUCGUGUAAUUCAUCGAGAUUUCAAGGCUAGUAAUGUUUUACUUGAAGAUGACUUCACUCCCAAGGUCUCUGAUUUCGGCUUGGCAAGGGAAGCUACUGAAGGAAGCCAUCAUAUUUCUACAAGGGUCAUGGGAACUUUUGGGUAUGUUGCUCCUGAGUAUGCAAUGACAGGGCAUCUGCUUGUCAAGAGUGAUGUAUAUAGUUAUGGGGUUGUAUUACUUGAGCUUCUGUCCGGAAGAAAACCUGUGGACAUGUCACAAUCUCCGGGACAGGAAAAUUUAGUUACCUGGGCACGCCCAUUGCUGACCAGUAGAGAAGGACUGGAGCAGUUGGUGGAUCCUUCUUUGGCCAGAACUUAUGACUUUGAUGACAUGGCUAAAGUGGCGGCCAUCGCUUCAAUGUGUGUCCACCCUGAGGUGACUAACAGACCUUUUAUGGGAGAAGUUGUUCAGGCUUUAAAGCUAAUUUACAAUGACAUGGAAGAAACAUGUGGAGACUACUGCAGUCAAAAGGAGUCAUCCGCUAUAGAUUCCGACUUUAAAGGCGAUCUAGCUCCUUCCGAUAGUAGUUGGUGGAACGCUGGUGGUUUAUCUCCUCGAUUAACCUACGGGCAAGCCUCUUCUUUCAUAACAAUGGAGUACAGUUCAGGUCCACUUGAAGAUAUGGAAAACAGACCGUUUUCAGCUUCAAGUUUUGGCGGUGAUCGGUUGAACUUAGCUAUUAGGCAAGGGAACAGAUCAGGUCCUUUGAGAACAGUGCGAAGUAAACCGUCAUUUUACAGAUUAAGAGGGAGCAUGAGCGAGCAUGGAGGACUCCUUCCGAAACGAAAUUGGAAUGAUGGAUUUUGGGUAUGAAAAUUGUGGAGUGGUUUCAAAGUGUACAGAGCCAGAGGACCAGACUUGUCGUAACGGUCUUUGAUUGAUUGAUUGAUUGAUGUAGUUUAGGAUAUUUGGGGAAAAUCUAUGCGAGUUUAAUACUAUUACUGCUGCUACUAGUACUCCAUGUUUGAAGAGACCCUUCCCUUCUGAUUUUAGAGAAAAUCUGAAUUCAUUGUUUUACACAAAUGCUGGAGAUGUCCAUGUAUUAUAUAGUCGCAUCUGUUUUUAAUUGUUUCUGGUGCUGUAUCAAACUUACAGUGGACUUUUGGCUCCAAUUGUUUGAACUGGAAAUCAAUUCUAAUUCUUAACAAUAUCUUUUAUUAUUA
Mercurialis annua (annual mercury) is the source of this 3220-nucleotide messenger RNA. Its product is annotated as receptor-like serine/threonine-protein kinase ALE2. Gene Ontology annotation, biological process: protein phosphorylation. Gene Ontology annotation, molecular function: protein kinase activity; ATP binding. Bases 537 to 2870 code for a protein of 777 amino acids. The record is from RefSeq and is a predicted model, not a curated record. The transcript is spliced from 9 exons. NCBI's taxonomy places the organism in Eukaryota, Viridiplantae, Streptophyta, Magnoliopsida, Malpighiales, Euphorbiaceae.